CCGCCGGAGCCUCGCCGCGCUGGGAGCCGCCUGCGCCCUCCGCGGCCCGGAUGUGGUAAAAUGAGGAUAUUGUCCUCUUACCAAAGGAGCUUAGGAAACCCGACCCGGCGAGCCUCCCAGGCCCAGCCCUGCCGGGAGCCCUCCUGUAUCACGCCGACUCGCAGAAGAGCGUGACCGUGGAACAGGGCACCAUGAAGGUUGAGUUACUGCCUGCACUGACCGACAACUACAUGUACCUGAUCAUCGAUGACGAGACCAAGGAGGCUGGUGUGGUGGACCCGGUGCAGCCCCAGAAGGUUGUAGAAGCGGUGAAAAAGCACGGCGUGAGGCUGACCACAGUGCUCACCACCCACCACCACUGGGACCAUGCUGGUGGGAACGAGAAGCUGGUCAAGCUGGAGCCUGGGUUGAAGGUGUGCGGGGGUGAUGACCGGAUCGGGGCCCUGACUCAGAAGGUCACGCACCUGUCCACACUGCAGGUGGGGUCUCUCAAUGUCAAGUGCCUGUCCACCCCGUGCCACACUUCUGGACACAUCUGCUACUUUGUGAGCAAGCCCAACAGCUCCGAGCCUCCUGCCGUGUUCACAGGCGACACCUUGUUCGUGGCCGGCUGCGGGAAGUUCUACGAAGGGACUGCGGAUGAGAUGUACAGAGCCCUGCUGGAGGUCCUGGGCCGGCUCCCUCCAGACACAAGAGUGUACUGUGGCCACGAGUACACCAUCAACAACCUCAAGUUUGCACGGCACGUGGAGCCCAGCAAUGCCGCCGUUCAGGAGAAGCUGGCCUGGGCCAAGGAGAAGUACAGUAUCGGGGAGCCCACUGUGCCAUCCACCAUCGCAGAGGAGUUCACCUACAACCCAUUCAUGAGAGUGAGGGAGAAGACCGUGCAGCAGCAUGCGGGCGAGACGGACCCUGUGACCACCAUGAGGGCCAUCCGCAAAGAGAAGGACCACUUCAAGGUGCCCCGGGACUGAGGCGCUGUGGGGCCUCCGCUGCCCUCAAGCACAUAUGGGUAUUCAGGGGUUUUAGGUACAUUUCCUGCUGGCAGUGCAGGAAAUCCAGUCUUGGUUUAACCUUAAAUUAAUUUCAGAGCCCUUUGCUUGUGUUAUCGAUGUUCUAAUGCAUAUUUAUAAGAGAAGUUGAGAAAGCGGAUCCUGGA
This is a messenger RNA of Canis lupus familiaris (dog), 1159 nucleotides long. RefSeq names its product hydroxyacylglutathione hydrolase (gene HAGH). The record is from RefSeq and is a predicted model, not a curated record. Lineage: Eukaryota; Metazoa; Chordata; Mammalia; Carnivora; Canidae. Gene Ontology annotation, molecular function: hydroxyacylglutathione hydrolase activity. Bases 192 to 974 code for a protein of 260 amino acids. The transcript has 10 exons. Gene Ontology annotation, biological process: glutathione metabolic process. Gene Ontology annotation, cellular component: mitochondrion.